UACCAUAUCAAGUAUCACAAACUGAGUUAAAAAAAAAAUCUAUUCCUUGUUGAAGAGUAACAAGCUGAUCGAGUCAUGGCUAUGUCUCACUUCCAACCUCUGUUAUUUUUCGUCGUCAUACUCUUCUUCCCACCUUUUCAUGCUCUCAAUUUUGAAUUCUGCAACCCAAACCAGAGUUCCAAUUACAUAGAGGUCACUGAUCUGAAGACCCAUUCCGACCAACCCCACGCUGUUACCGUAUCAGGUUUAGCAAAAUAUACUAUGGUGGGAUCGAUAGAGGUGGGUGUUCAAGUUGGGAAGGUAGUGUACUAUCAUGCAAACCUCUGCUCUUGUUUGCAUCUUAGUGAUGGCAACCACUUUGUGAUACCUGUUACGGGACUUCCUUAUGAGUUUGCUGAGGUUGAGUCCAAGUAUGUGUAUUUAAUUAAAUUUUGGGAAAGCAGCGAUGAAAUCAUGUGUAUUAAGUUCAAGAUGCCUACUUCGGCUACCACAUUGAAUGGGACAACAAGUGUUCAAAACCUUGAACUGGCAGAGGAAGCUGAACACAAAGAACCAGCCAUCGUUUGAAAAAGUCUCGUUGUUUAUUUUGUUUUCAUUCAGCAAAUAAUUGAGUCAUACUCUGUUGCCUCUAGUGAAGGAGUAGAGUAACUCACUUUCUUUUUCAACUUUGUUGCUUCCACGUUUCAAGGGGUCCAGGUUCCUACAUUUGCUUCUUGUAUUUGCUUCUUCUGCUAUUCCCUACUGUUAAAAUAAAUGAAGACAAUAAAAGUCUUAACUACCCAAAAA
Raphanus sativus (radish) is the source of this 786-nucleotide messenger RNA. RefSeq lists its product as uncharacterized. The transcript has 4 exons. The coding region runs from base 76 to 567 and encodes 163 amino acids. Lineage: Eukaryota; Viridiplantae; Streptophyta; Magnoliopsida; Brassicales; Brassicaceae. The record is from RefSeq and is a predicted model, not a curated record.